Chrysemys picta bellii (western painted turtle) is the source of this 1023-nucleotide messenger RNA. Lineage: Eukaryota; Metazoa; Chordata; Testudines; Emydidae. The record is from RefSeq and is a predicted model, not a curated record.
AUGACCAAGAUCUACGGGGGCCACCAGCGCAACGGCGUCAUGCCCAGCUCUGUCGACGUUCAGCAUACGGUCAAGCUGGCCAAGCACAAGGAAUUGGCCGCGUACGAUGAGAACCGGUUCUAUACCGGAGCAGCUUCCACAGCCCGGCACCUGUAUCUCCGAGGCGGUGCCAGCGUCGGCUCCAUGACCAAGAUCUACGGGGGCCGCCAGCGCAACGGCGUCAUGCCCAGGCCCAGCCACUUCAGCCGCAGUUCCAAGAGCGUGGCCAGAAGGGUGCUGCAGGGGCUAAAAAUGGUGGGGAAGGAUCAGGAUGGAGGUCGCAAACUCACCCCGGGGGACAGAGAUCUGGACAGAAUUGUUGGCCAGGUGGCAGCUGCAAACAAGAAACAUUGAAAUGAAUGUCAGAUAAUUAAAAACCAGUUCCUGUUUUUUAAAUCAGGCGUUUUGUUCUUUUAAAAUGACUGAGCUCCCUUAAAAGGCAGCAUACACAAGCUGACAAAAUGCUGAGGUGGGUUUCUCUGUCCUGUGACUUUCUUUUUCAGGUUUGUUUUCAGAUAGCGUCCUUUAGAUGUCCAGCUUCUGGAAGCGAAUAAACAGCUGAACAUACAGCCGCCCUGUGUCUCAUUCAGUAUUAAUUGCAGGGUUCUUAUAAACCAAUUUUCUCAUCCGACUAUUCCAGGCAGAUAUUGGCAUGUCUAGACUAGAGAAGAAUUCCUUUAAAAUAGCAUUGUCUUUUUUUUUUCUUCUUUUCUACAAUGGGCAUUGUGUGACCUGUUUAAAUAAAAUUUAGCCUUUUUGAAACCCCAUAAAACUGACAGAUCCACUUAACUUUUGGCACGUUCCUGCCUCUCCCCUUCACCGCACACUAAUCCAGAUGUAUCCUGCAUCUUUUUGCCACAAAAAGUCUUGUCAAGAUAUACCUAUGGAUUACUCUUAGCCGUAGCAAGUUCCUGUUAGAAUACAAGUGAUCUGAAGGGCAAGAUAUUAGUUUGUUUUUAUUUGUAUUCCUAGCCACAUUAAAGA